AUGGCCGUAGGCGUGGCAAUCCUCGGCUUCAUUCUCUUCUGCGCAUGGCGCCUUUACUCCGCCAUCCAGUUGAAGAAGAAGAUUCCUGCGGGAGCGAAGCCUCUCCCUGGACCAAAGGGUCUGCCACUUAUUGGCCGUGUUCACGAUGUACCGGCAGAGGCGGCGUGGAUGAAGUUCUAUGAAUGGAGCAAGGAAUAUGGCCCAAUUUACCAGCAAGAGAUGUUCGGCUCCGUCCACGUCUGGAUUUCCUCUGAGCAAGUUGCUCACGAUCUCCUGGGUCGCCGCAACGUCAUUUACUCCGACCGCCCUAUGAUCCCCAACCUUCCGGACAACCGAACCAGCGGCGACUACCUUGCCCUCCUCGGCCGGACAGAAACAUGGAAGCGCCAGCGCAAGCUUUGCCACCACCUCAUGAACCAGAGCGAUAAGCAGGAGCUCCACGCAUACCCGAGCCGCGAGCGGGAUCGUUUCCUGUGGCUCCUGUAUCAGAAGCCCAGCGAGUACCGAGAGUAUAUUGAGCAGUUCACUAGCCGUACCGUCAGUCGUCUCUCUUGGGGUAGUGCCCACCCGGCCAGAGUUCUGCGCAAGACCACCUUUGGCCUCCUCGAGACCAUUUCCCCCGCCGGUGCUCUUCCUAAUGUCAUAUCCUUCCUCAUGCAUGUUCCCGCAGCGCUGUCGCCGUGGAAGAAGAAGGAGAAGGAACGCCACGACAUCGAAUCAAAGCAGUUCACGAGCAACGUCAACUUCGUCCAGGACCAGGUUGAGAAGGGAACUGCCGCGCCGAGCUUCAUCAGCACUUUCAUCAACGAAGGUCUCGGAAACGAAAAGGGCAAAUGGGGCGACCUGGCAGAGGCCCAGAACGUCGUCGGCCUUAUGGCCAUCGCUGGCGCCCUGACCAUCGGCAGUCCCAUCCAGAGUUUCCUCCUUGCCAUGCUGCAUUACCCUGAAUGGCAGGCUCGCUUGCAACAGGAGAUUGACGAGAACUGUGAAGGAAGAUGUCCCCAGUGGUCGGAUCGUGAGAAGUUGCCGUUGUUGAGGGCUGUCGUCAAGGAGGUUAUUCGGUGGAGACCCCCUGUCCCCACUGGCAUUCCCCACGCUGUGGAGAAGGACGAUGUCUACAACGGCUACUUCAUCCCUGCUGGUGCCACGAUUCAUGCUCUUGAGUGGGGCAUCACCCGUGAUGAGUCUGUCUAUCCCGACGCUGAGGCGUUCAACCCCGGCCGCUGGGUCCAGCCCGAGUACCCCACCUACAAGGAGCCUCUUACCAGAUUCCCCAACCUCGACGGCUUCAGUCAAUUCGGAUUUGGACGCAGAACGUGCCAGGGUGUCCCCAUCGUCGACCAGGAUCUCUUCUUGUCCAUGGGAGGUAUGGCCUGGGCUUUUAACAUCCGCAAGAAGGUCAACGCCGACGGCACCGAAGUUCCGGUUCACUGGAACGAUUACACCCCGCUCCUGAUUGCCAAGCCCGCCGAAUUUGAGUUUGACGUUGUCGUGCGCACGCCUGAGAAGGCUGACAUGAUGAAGGCCAUGUUCGAUGCCGCGAAGGAGGAGGAGGAGAAUGAGGAGUUAAUGAUGAAGAUGGGCAUGCCCGAUAUCGAUACCCGCGAAAAGAAGAGGGCUGCCAUGUCGAUGAAGCCGCCUUCCGUCACGUUGAAUCUUCGACAGAGGAAGGAGGAUGGCGAGCGCGAGAAUCAGUACCGCGAGCACGAACGCGACAUUCCCGGAUGCCCUGGUCGAUGGGCGACGGAGAGCGAUGUGGAUUCGGGUAAUGAGAAGGGGUACGUUGACGGAGAAGACAGUGCCAGCUGCUCGGGACGCUCGUCGCCGACGAUGUUGUCAUAG
Messenger RNA from Colletotrichum orchidophilum, 1842 nucleotides. Its product is annotated as cytochrome P450. The transcript has 5 exons. Gene Ontology annotation, molecular function: heme binding; iron ion binding; monooxygenase activity. Lineage: Eukaryota; Fungi; Ascomycota; Sordariomycetes; Glomerellales; Glomerellaceae. The coding region runs from base 1 to 1842 and encodes 613 amino acids. The record is from RefSeq and is a predicted model, not a curated record.